Messenger RNA from Cyclospora cayetanensis, 1278 nucleotides. RefSeq lists its product as uncharacterized. The record is from RefSeq and is a predicted model, not a curated record. The coding region runs from base 1 to 1278 and encodes 425 amino acids. Gene Ontology annotation, molecular function: guanyl-nucleotide exchange factor activity; protein binding; GTPase activator activity. Gene Ontology annotation, biological process: protein secretion. Lineage: Eukaryota; Apicomplexa; Conoidasida; Eucoccidiorida; Eimeriidae. Gene Ontology annotation, cellular component: endoplasmic reticulum membrane. The transcript is spliced from 11 exons.
AUGACCAAGCCGGCCGUGUCAUACCUCGACUACCCAAUUUAUUCGGCGGCCAGCGACGGAAACUUCAUCAUCACCUCGGGCGGAGGCGGAGGCAAAGACUAUGGAAUCGAGGAUCAGCUGGAGCUGCACAGAUACAGUGCGGAGACCAAGAAGUUAGUUACCUUUGAUUCGGUGGCGUCUGGAGGCGUCAUCGACUCUCUAAACCACAACAACCUCUUUUGCGGCUGCAGUGACAAAGAGUGCGUUCUCAUAAAGGCGGAUACAAACCUGGGGCUGAAGGUGGUGCACAGAUUUGGAGCAGAAACGGCAUCCAAACGACUCAUUGUUGCCAGGUUCUCCCCAACGGGCGAGUAUGUUGUCGCUGGAGGCGAAGAUAGAAUCAUCCGCGUAUGGAGGGUUUUUAACGAGGAUCCCCAGAGCACCGAGGCAGGGGGUGGCGAGCAGCAACAACCCCAGCAAAAAAUUCGCACAGAAUUAAUGGCGGAACUGAGAGGCCAUCAGGGUGAUAUCAAGGACGUCUCGAUGAGCGAAGACUCCCAGCUCGUGGCUUCCUGUGGAGGCGAUGGUCGCCUGUGUCUUUGGGACUGGAGAGUGGUAACCCUGGAAGCGGGAACGCCUCCAGCGAGCAGCGACAAGAAGGUUGAGGAUCUCCCUGCAGCUGCAGCACGAGCCUCACCAACAGCGGCAGCGCCACAAGCAGCAAAGCUACAGGAGGUAUGCGCUGUAUGCUGCGAUUCCUCUUCACCCUGCUGCCAGCUCGCAGUUUCUGACGAUCAGCAGAGGAUCGCUAUCGGCCUCGCCAAUGGAAGCUGCAAGGUCUUUGAUAGAAGGCUGACCCAAUUGGGCAAAGCGGCGGCACACGAGCUACCGGCGACUGGCCUAUGCUUUAUCGAGAAUGGAAUGGUGCUGGUAUCAACCAGCGCGGAUUACUCUGUUGCAGUGUUGGAUACAUCGCCUCGACCGCUGCUGCGUGUUUCGGGCUGCUGCUGCUGCUUCUUCCUGGGGGGGUUGCUCUUUCUCGCUGCUGUCAUCGUGGCGCUGCAGCAUGUCCUGUACACUGGACAGCAGCUGCUGCUGCUGCGGCAGCAAGCCCUUGCCUCUGGCAACUAUGAGGCAACUCUGCGGGACCUUCUCUCAGACACACUGCUGCAGCAGCACCAGAAUGCGGAUUCAUCCGCAGAUGCCGAGGUGUCGCUACACCAGCCUCAGCCCACCACGCAACAGCAGCCGCCACCCGGGCCCCGAGGUCAUGCGGAAAGCCCUCAUGACGAGUUAUGA